AAGAUCACUUUCUUACUUCACCUGCAAGUCGAGACUCUCUCUCUCUCUCACCUGCAAGUCGAAACUCUCUCUCUCUCUCUCUCUAUGGUAAUGGCGGGGUGUCUACAGACCCUAUGUUUGAGACCUCCGCCGGCCGGGGCUGGUUCUGUUCGUCUCGGGAAUCCACAAUUUCCGGCAACCAAUCUUGCCUUUGGUCAUACCUUUAAGUCAAAUCCCUACCCAUUAUUUCUUCGGAACACCCUAUCGAGUUCAAGCCCCAUCAGAGCAGGUCAACCUUCUGAUCAGGUUGGUGGUAACCCGGAGCAAUCCACUGGGGCUUCUGGUUUUGCAACUGCUUUGAAUUGGAAGAAUAAAUUGCUAAGUUUCGCGUUGGAGAAUUUUCUUCCGUUAGCUCUUGUUGGUGGAGUGCUCUUAGGGCUAGCAAAUCCUAAUCCUGGCUGUAUAGCUGAUCGAUACCAUCUGUCAAAAUUUAGCGCUUUUGGAAUAUUUAUCAUCUCCGGUUUGACUUUACGCAGUGAAGAAAUCGGUGAGGCUGCAGGAGCAUGGCAAGUUGGAUUUUUUGGGCUAGUUUCUAUCUUAUUGUUUACUCCAUUCUUUUCAAGGCUUAUUUUGCAAUUCAAUCUCCAACCUCAAGAAUUUGUAACAGGACUGGCUAUAUUUUGCUGUAUGCCAACUACAUUAUCAAGUGGAGUAGCUCUAACUCGGCUUGCCGGAGGGAAUUCUGCUCUUGCACUCGCAAUGACCGUGAUAUCUAGUCUGUUGGGAAUUCUGAUAGUGCCCUUUUCUGUCUCAAUGUUCAUAGCUGGUGGAGUUGGUGUAUCAGUCCCUACCAAGAAGUUGUUCAGAAACCUUGUUCUAACACUUCUAGUUCCUCUUAUUUUCGGAAAGGUUUUUCGAGAAUCCUUCAAAGGUGUGGCAGCCUUUGUUGAUCGCAAUCGCAAGCUUUUGUCUGUGAUUAGUGCACUCUUCCUCAGUUUGGUUCCAUGGAUACAGGUGAGUACGUCAAGGACACUGCUGUUAAUGGUUGAGCCUACAGUUUUUCUCACAGCUGUUGGGAUGGGAAUGCUCCUGCAUCUCAUACUCUUAGCUUUUAAUGUUGUUGCAAUACGAGGACUCUCAGCUAUCUCUGGUGGUAGCAAAUCAGUGUUUGCAAAGAGGGAAAAUGCAAUUGCUCUUCUACUUGUUGCCAGCCAGAAAACUUUGCCUGUGAUGGUAGCAGUUGUGGAGCAGCUUGGCGGUGCACUCGGUGAUCGUGGUUUGCUUGUUCUUCCUUGUGUUGCUGCCCAUCUGAACCAGAUUAUAAUGGACUCGUUUUUUGUAAACUUAUGGCGCCAAAAGGAAAAAGACUCACUUGACAAUGCCAAAUUAGCUUGAGAUUGGAAAAGAAGAUCUGGACCAUUCCCAUUCAAUGGAACUGAUUAUCUUUGAACUGUGUAUGGAUAUGACCAAGGUGACUAAACGUUUCUUCUUUGAUUGGUCAUUUAGAGUUCAUUUGGCAUCUCUAUCCCUCCAUUUACAUCUGUAUCUCAUCUCAUGUUUGCACUCUAGUGUCUAUACAAGAUAAAUAUUUGAUCAAUUA
Diospyros lotus (date-plum) is the source of this 1579-nucleotide messenger RNA. Its product is annotated as probable sodium/metabolite cotransporter BASS4, chloroplastic. Gene Ontology annotation, cellular component: chloroplast envelope. The transcript is spliced from 14 exons. The record is from RefSeq and is a predicted model, not a curated record. NCBI's taxonomy places the organism in Eukaryota, Viridiplantae, Streptophyta, Magnoliopsida, Ericales, Ebenaceae. The coding region runs from base 85 to 1374 and encodes 429 amino acids.